CAAGAACUCAUUAUUAGAACUACGUCGUGGUAACCUUAUCUUCUCUCUCUACGGAACACACACCGUGUCGUUCUAGCGUUCUCAUCCUCCAUCCGCUUGCUCCUGCUCCCUCGAGUCAAAGCAGUGGAUAUGGUGGCGCGAGCAGCGAGCUAGGGAGGCUAGGUAGCAGACUAGUGUCGCUAUUAAUCGUACCACGCCGCCGCCGGGAAAUUGCCCUUCUCCGCCACUGCCACUGAAGCUAUACUGUCGCAGAGAGAGCGCCCCACCACCCGCGGACCAGACAUCUGCGAUGACCACUCUGGCGACGGACACGGCGGCGUGGACACGGGAGGAGGACAAGGCGUUCGAGAACGCGGUGGCAGCCUCCGCGGCGCCGCCGGCCGACGGGCCGCCUGAUGAUGGCUGGUUCACGGCGCUGGUGGCGAGCGUGCCGGCGCGAACGGCGGAGGAGGUGCGGCGGCACUACGAGGCGCUGGUGGAGGACGUGGCCGCUAUCGAGGCCGGCCGCAUCCCGCUCCCGCGCUACGCUGGGGAGGAGUCGUCCGCGGCGACGCCCGAGGGCUCCGGUGCCGCCGGCCCCUCCACGCCCAAGGACGGAGGAGGAGGGAGCGGGCACCGACGCGAAGAACGGAAGGGCGGCGUCGGCGCUGACGCGGGGAAGAGUUGCUCUAAGGCCGAGCAGGAGCGGCGCAAGGGCGUGCCGUGGACGGAAGAGGAGCACAGGUUGUUCUUGUUGGGUCUGGACAAGUUCGGCAAGGGCGACUGGCGGAGCAUCUCGCGCAACUUCGUCAUCUCGCGGACGCCGACGCAGGUGGCGAGCCACGCGCAGAAAUACUUCAUCCGCCUCAACUCGAUGAACCGGGACAGGCGCCGCUCCAGCAUCCACGACAUCACCAGCGUGACCGCCGGCGAGGUGGCCACGGCCGGCGCGCCCAUCACGGGCGGCGGCCCGACCGCGGCGGGGGCGAUGCCGAUGGGGCCGGGCGGCAUGAAGCACCACCACCCGGUUCCGCCGAUGGGCAUGUACGGGCACGCGCCCAUGGGCCACCCGGUCGCCGGGCACAUGGUGGCGCCGGCGGCCGUCGGCACGCCGGUCAUGUUCCCGCCGGGCCAUCACUCGCCCUAUGUCCUGCCGGUGGGAUACCCGGCGCCACCGACCAAGAUGCACCAGUGAUCGUCUACGACCGGCAUUUGCGCAGCUGCGCAGCUGCAUCCCUUUGCUCGUUCUUUCUUGAUUUCGUUGAUGAUCUUGUGUAGCCAAAGCUAUCUAUCCAUCCUUUCCUCAUCUCCCGGGUCUUUGUUUUUUGACGUAACAUAUAGAUGACUUGAGCGAGUGCAGGGCAGGCAGGCGAAUAAUGAGUAUCGCUACUUACAGGCUUAAGGAAUGUGUAAUUAGUAGCAGCCUUCCUGGGUGCAAAUAUUCAUCAUUUGUGCAACUGGGGACUGACAGAAUCCCAUUUCCCGGAUGUAAAUCGAUUGUCUAUAAUAUCUCAUCUGUGCGAAAUAUGUGUUCAUCA
Messenger RNA from Zea mays, 1517 nucleotides. Its product is annotated as transcription factor MYBS1-like. The record is from RefSeq and is a predicted model, not a curated record. The transcript is spliced from 2 exons. Bases 290 to 1174 code for a protein of 294 amino acids. Gene Ontology annotation, molecular function: DNA binding. NCBI's taxonomy places the organism in Eukaryota, Viridiplantae, Streptophyta, Magnoliopsida, Poales, Poaceae.